UCCCCUUCAACUCUUUAACUGAAGAAAACUCAAACCCAAAACCCACUAUGGCGAUAGAGUUGGAAGGUUGGGUUUCAACCGCAGCCGCAUGGUUUGCAACCUUCGCCGUGCUCCUCCUCCUCAGCCGCCGCGUCAUCCGCCGCCGAUACAAACUCCCACCUGGCCCAAAACCAUGGCCCAUCAUAGGAAACCUCAACCUCAUUGGAUCCCUCCCACACCGGUCCAUCCAUUCUCUCUGCCAAAAAUACGGGCCUAUCAUGCAUGUCUGGUUCGGGUCCCACCCCGUUGUUGUGGGCUCCUCCGUGGAAAUGGCCAGAGCCUUUCUCAAAACCCACGACGCCGUCCUCGCCGGCAGGCCCAAAUUCUCGGCGGGUAAAUACACAACCUACAACUAUUCAGACAUAACUUGGUCCCAGUACGGGCCAUACUGGCGCCAGGCUCGUAGAAUGUGCCUAAUGGAAUUGUUCAGUGCGAAGAGGCUCGAAGAAUAUGAGUACAUUAGAAAGCAAGAGCUACGUGCUCUUCUCAACGAACUCUUCCAUUCAACAAACAAAACCAUUUUGUUGAAAGACCAUCUUUCAACACUAAGUCUCAACGUUAUAAGCCGCAUGGUGUUGGGGAAAAAGUAUUUAGAAGAAACUGAAAACGCGUUUAUUUCCCCCGACGAGUUCAAGAAAAUGCUUGAUGAGUUGUUUUUGCUUAAUGGGGUCCUCAACAUUGGGGACUUCAUUCCUUGGAUUCACUUCUUGGACUUGCAAGGUUACGUGAAAAGAAUGAAGGCUCUGAGCAAAAAAUUUGAUAGGUUUAUGGAACACGUGUUGGAUGAACACAUUGAGAGAAAAGAAAGGGUGAAAGAUUAUGUGGCUAAGGAUAUGGUUGAUGUGCUCUUGCAGCUUGCCGAGGAUCCUUCUCUUGAGGUCAAGCUUGAGAGGCAUGGAGUCAAAGCGUUCACUCAGGACCUAAUAGCAGGUGGGACAGAGAGCUCAGCUGUAACUGUAGAAUGGACAAUCACUGAGCUAUUGAGAAGGCCAGAGUUAUUCAAGAAGGCAACAGAGGAGUUAGACAGGGUAAUAGGGAGAGAAAGAUGGGUUGAAGAGAAGGACAUUGUGAACUUACCUUAUAUUAAUGCAAUUGCUAAGGAAGCAAUGAGGCUACACCCUGUCGCACCAUUGUUAGUGCCAAGGUUGGCUCGUGAGGAUUGCCAUAUUGAUGGCUAUGAUAUCCCAAAAGGGACUCAAGUGCUUGUCAAUAUUUGGACUAUUGGUAGAGAUCCUUCAAUUUGGGACGAACCAAAUGAAUUUCGACCAGAGAGGUUUAUAGGUAAGGAGAUAGAUGUUAAAGGGCAUGACUAUGAGCUAUUGCCAUUUGGUGCUGGUAGAAGGAUGUGUCCUGGGUACCCUCUUGGUCUUAAGGUCAUUCAGGCAAGUUUGGCUAACCUAUUGCAUGGCUUUAAUUGGAGACUCCCCAAUGGCAUAAAGAAUAAGGACAUAAAUAUGGAUGAGAUCUUUGGGUUGUCUACACCUAAGAAAAUACCUCUAGAAGCAGUUGUUGAGCCUAGACUUCCACACCAUCUUUAUUCCCUUUGAACAGUGCCUCUAUCCAAAGGGUUUCUCUCUCUCAAGUUAUGGG
This is a messenger RNA of Abrus precatorius (Indian licorice), 1629 nucleotides long. Its product is annotated as cytochrome P450 71A1-like. The record is from RefSeq and is a predicted model, not a curated record. Gene Ontology annotation, molecular function: iron ion binding; heme binding; oxidoreductase activity, acting on paired donors, with incorporation or reduction of molecular oxygen. The coding region runs from base 48 to 1586 and encodes 512 amino acids. Lineage: Eukaryota; Viridiplantae; Streptophyta; Magnoliopsida; Fabales; Fabaceae. The transcript has 2 exons.